CGCAAUGGCGUGGUCACGUGUUGCUCAGAUGCGGAAGUGUAAACUGUUUUGCUAAAUAAAAAGCUACAGCUAUCACCGACAGUCUAGAUUGUAAUUAUUCUUUUAAUGAAACUCAACUGUAAAUCAAACCAAUGGUCAGGAUGACACACAGACACUGCCUGGAAGCCCAGGUGUACUCGGUCCCUCUGGUGCAGCCGGACCUGAGGCGGGAAGAGGCUGUCAAUCAGAUCGCUGAUGCACUUCUGUAUCUAGAGGCAAUUUCCACCGACAUUUUUAGAAGGGUUUCAGAGAGCGUGGAGAAAAACCGCCACCAGCUGCAGAGCGUCUCUGACCGGAUCCGACUCGCUCAAGCCAGGGUUGAUAAGAUUAAAGGCAGUAAGAAGGCCACCAAGGUCUUCUCCAGUGCCAAGUACCCGGCCCCAGAACAGCUCCAGGAAUAUACAUCCAUCUUUGCAGGGGCGGCAGACCCUUCCUCACAAAGCUGCUCCAGGCGCAGGAUUCAGAGUAAACUUCGGCCUUUUGAUGAGAAGGUUCUGCAGGAGAAGUUAAUGCAUUUCCCAUUGUGUGUGAGCAACAAGAAGAAGUCUGAGGAUGAGGCAGAGGAAGGACUGGGCAGUCUGCCUCGAAACAUCUCAUCUGUCAGCUCUCUGCUGCUCUUUAAUACCACAGAGAAUCUGUAUAAGAAGUAUGUGUUCCUUGAUCCUCUGGCGGGAGCAGUGACAAAAACGCACACGACACUGGAGACAGAAAAAGAGCAGAAACCCUUCGAUGCUCCUCUGUCCAUUACGAAGCGAGAGCAGCUGGACAGACAGCAGACGGCAGAAAGCUAUUUCUAUGUGCCAGACUUGGGUCAGGUCCCCGAGAUAGAUGUGCCGUCCUAUUUGCCCGACCUGCCAGGCAUCGCAGACGAUCUGUCAUACAGCGCAGACCUCGGUCCUGGAUUUGCACCGUCAGGUCCCAUACACAUUCCUGAGCUUCCCUCCUUCAAUGAUGACAGUAGUGCACCUGGAACCCUCCUUCCAUUGAAUUCUCCAUCGCUCUCUCCACCUCCACCGCCUCCUCCUCCUCCCCCUCCUCCUUCCCUUGCUCCUGCUGCUCCCAUGGGGGUCCCACCUCCACCACCCCCUCCUCCCCCUCCUCCAGCGGAAAGCUCCUCAGACGUCACGGAUGUGCCAAGCUCAGGUCGCAUGGCAGGCGCUCCCAGCGAAGUGGUUCAGCCAUCAGACGGUCGUGCCAGUCUGCUGGAAUCCAUUCGCAACGCCGGGGGCAUUGGCAAGGCCAAGUUACGCAAUGUCAAGGAGCGCAAGAUGGAGAAGAAGAAGCAGAAGGAGCAAGAGCAAGUUGGGGUGGUAUCCAGUGGUGGCGACUUCAUGUCUGAUCUCUUCAAUAAACUCUCCAUGCGCAGAAAAGGAAUAUCUGGAAAAGGCCCGGCAGCUGGAGAGUCCGGUGAGGCUCCCGCAGGUGCAAGUGGUGCGUUUGCCAGGAUGUCCAACGCCAUCCCUCCACUUCCUGCCCCGCAAACAGCGACGGACGACGACGACUGGGAAGCGUGACGUGACGUGACGUGCGGCAGACAGAACCGACGUUGUGAAAAAGAAUUUCUCGUAUUGGCAAUAUUUGUUUUGAUUUUUCAAUUAAACAGGACAAUAGGACAGGACAUUUAUAAAUCAACUUAAAGUUUAUGCAAAAGCUCAAAGUCAAACUACAACACAAAUGAACAUUUUCAUUCAUAUUUUAUUUACGGUACCUUUGAUUUAUCAAUGGGUUCUAAAUAAAAAAAAAAAAUUGUUGUGAAAAAUCAAACUGAGUAACAAGAAUGCUUUCCAUUUCAGAACAAUGUGGAUUUUGUUCUUGAAUUAUUAAAACGUCAGAGUAAGAUGUGCCUACCUGUGCUGUGCCUGCCAUCCAUCUACAUUUUUAAGUAGUUCACAUUAGUAGACCUCAUUUAAGAGGACAAGAGCUAACUUUUCUUACUAAGAAACUGGGUCAGUGAUAACCUGUGUGCCAUGAAAAAACUCUUUAUUCCAUUGAUGAGCUGCAUUAGUUUAGAGCUGAAUAACAGUGUUGAUGACAGCAGAAAAUAUGUCACCUGAAAAAUAAAGAGCAUUUAUUC
This is a messenger RNA of Oryzias latipes (Japanese medaka), 2113 nucleotides long. RefSeq names its product WAS protein family homolog 1 (gene wash1). The record is from RefSeq and is a predicted model, not a curated record. Gene Ontology annotation, cellular component: recycling endosome; WASH complex; early endosome. Gene Ontology annotation, biological process: exocytosis; endocytic recycling; retrograde transport, endosome to Golgi. Gene Ontology annotation, molecular function: gamma-tubulin binding; alpha-tubulin binding. Lineage: Eukaryota; Metazoa; Chordata; Actinopteri; Beloniformes; Adrianichthyidae.